GUGUUUUUCUUGAAUAACAUUAACAAAACAAAUAUAGUUUCCUUCGUCUUGAAGCGUGUUUUGUUUGUCUCAACUUACAUACAAUUCCUGUAUCUGUAUAUUUCUCCCUCCCUCCAUCUCUUUAAUUAAAAUAAAUAUUGAAAAAGAAAGAAAAUUUUUGAAAAAAAAUUGAUUGAUUGAUCUGGGAGGAACUAACCCAGUUUCCUCCCUUGUUUCAAUGGAUACACCAAGCUCUUGGGAUUCCUUAAGGAAACAGGCAAGGAAUCUUGAAGCAGAGUUGGAUGAUCAAAUGCAUAUGUAUCGUAAACUGGUGUCUAACAAAGUUGAUGAUGGUAAUAAUGAAGGUAAUCUUGGUUCCAGCAUAGAACAACUACUUAAACAGCUACAACAAGUGAUAUCACAAAUGCAAGCCUGGGUGUCAUCUGGUGGAUCAGAAAUUUUUUCACAUACAUUAACUCGACAUCACGAAAUUCAUCAUGAUCUUACUCAGGAGUUUAAUCGACUUCGUUCGAGCCUCAGAGCUAAGAGAGAGCAUGCAUCACUGCUUGAAGAUUUCAGGGAGUUUGACAGAGCAAGGUUAGAUAUAGAAGAGGGUGGUGGGUCUCAAGAGCAGUCUCUUCUUAAGGAGCGUGCUACUCUCAUGAGAAAUACAGGGCAGAUGGACGGUGUAAUAUCUCAAGCGCAAGAGACCCUCGGUUCACUUGUGCUUCAAAGGUCAACAUUUAGAGGCGUAAAUUCAAAGCUUAGCAACGUUAGCAGUCGGCUCCCCACUGUGAAUAGCAUUAUCUCUGCAAUAAAUAAAAAGAAGUCUAUGGACACCAUAAUUCUUUCUCUAGUUGCAUCCGUUUGUAUGUUUCUGAUUUUGAUCUACUGGUUGACCAAAUAGCAAAGCAACUUUGGUAGUCUUGUGGUGGCUGCACUUGAUGCAGCUUUGAGGUACACCAUGUCACCAAUUGAUUGUAUAAAUAAUUUUUGUAGUUCAUUUAUGAUUUAGUGGGUUUUUCACGCAUAGAAAUGUAAUAUAUAACAAUAUUCUCGCAAAAUGCAAGACUUGCUCAAUUGUUUGGAACCAA
Erigeron canadensis is the source of this 1073-nucleotide messenger RNA. RefSeq names its product Golgi SNAP receptor complex member 1-1-like. Gene Ontology annotation, biological process: vesicle fusion; endoplasmic reticulum to Golgi vesicle-mediated transport. The coding region runs from base 218 to 886 and encodes 222 amino acids. The transcript has 5 exons. Gene Ontology annotation, molecular function: SNAP receptor activity. The record is from RefSeq and is a predicted model, not a curated record. Gene Ontology annotation, cellular component: cis-Golgi network; SNARE complex; Golgi membrane. NCBI's taxonomy places the organism in Eukaryota, Viridiplantae, Streptophyta, Magnoliopsida, Asterales, Asteraceae.